AUGUCUAAAAACGAUGAACACAUGAAAAAAUUAGAAUCAGAAGAAGAUGAUCAUGAUCAUAAUCAUCAAAAACAGCAGAACGAAAAGAAACAAUCUUCAUCAGCUAUUAAUGAACUUGUUGUUCAUUUCAAUAUUUCUCCAAAUAUUAGUCAAAUAAAUCAAUCUUAUUCAUCUAUAGAUUAUUGUCCUAUGAUGUCUGAUGGUGUAUUGGGAAAUGUUAAUAAUGAAAAAUUAUCUACAAGUCAUAAAUCAUUAUUUGAUUGUUAUUUAAAUCCAUCAGAAAAUAUUGAAACAAAAAGUGAUACAAGUUAUAUGCAAACAACAGUAAUACAAUCUCUAGUAGUUAAACUUCCGGUGAAAAUUAUUCAAAAAGAUAUUGAAAAGACAAGUGAUAAAUGA
This is a messenger RNA of Rotaria sordida, 399 nucleotides long. NCBI's taxonomy places the organism in Eukaryota, Metazoa, Rotifera, Eurotatoria, Philodinida, Philodinidae. The record is from the annotation of a GenBank genome assembly.